Molecule: messenger RNA, 2304 nt
Organism: Paramisgurnus dabryanus
Lineage: Eukaryota; Metazoa; Chordata; Actinopteri; Cypriniformes; Cobitidae
Product: taste receptor type 1 member 1-like
Biological process (GO): G protein-coupled receptor signaling pathway
Cellular component (GO): plasma membrane
Molecular function (GO): G protein-coupled receptor activity
Source: RefSeq, a predicted model, not a curated record
AUGUUUUCUAGGCAAACUUUCACAAAAUCAGGCUAUCAGAUGUUUCAAGUAAUGAGGUUUGCUGUUGAGGAGAUUAAUAACUCAACCACACUGCUGCCCAAUGUCACUCUGGGUUAUGAAGUUUUUGAUCAUUGUUCUGACACGAAGAAUUUCCCUUCAGUCUUCAGUUUUAUCUCACAGAACGGAUUGAUAAAUCCCAAAGAAAAACUUAACAACCAUCAGUCUAAAGUCAUUGCUUUAACAGGACCAUAUGGAAGCACAAGAGCUCUUGCUGUCGCACCGCUUGUCACAAUGAACUAUAUACCAUGGGUUCAAUAUGCGGCCGCAACUUCUGUGUUUAGUGAUAAACUUCGCUAUCCAACUUUACUCAGAACAAUCCCCAGCAAUAAAGACUUGGUACAGAUGCUUAUUCACAUCAUACAGUGGUUUGGAUGGAAUUGGGUUGCCUUUAUUGGAGGUGCAGACGAUUACAGUAAAGAUGGCCUAAACCUUUUUUACAAGUAUACUAAGAAUACUGGUAUUUGUGUGGCAUAUCAGGAGCUUCUUAAAAUACAGGGAAACUACAAUCAAACGCUUAAAAAUAUCAACAUGCUAAACAUUAAUGUCAUUGUGGUUUUCACUGUGCCGCUUUAUGCAGAAAGCGUAAUGAAAGCUGCCAUAGCAAAUAACAUCAGAGACAAAGUUUGGAUUUCUAGUCAUCCGUGGUCUAUGAAUCAGCAGCUUCUAAAAGAGCCGGGAAUUGAGAAGGUUGGAACAAUUAUUGGCAUUACAGAGAGAAUCACGUCAUUGCCUGGAUUUGAUCAGUUUGUUUAUAAAAUGAAAGCAACUAAUAAACAUAAUAAUGGUGAUGUUGAAGUCCCAAAUAAGAUAUGCAAUCAGGAAUGUAAGGAAGGUGCAUUUGUGUCCGCAGUGGAAAUUAUAAAUGAAAAUCCCACAUACUCCUUUAACAUCUACGCUGCCAUAUAUUCCAUAGCUCAUGCAUUACAUACAGUUCUGCAGUGCAAUCUGAAUGAAUGCCGCAAAAAUCUAGCAGUAAAGCCAUAUAUGCUUCUAGGAGAACUGAAGAAGUUAGAUUUUCCACUCAAUGGACGUCAGGUGAAAUUUGAUGUUAAUGGUAAUCCAACCAUCAGUUACGCCGUAGCGCUCUGGCACACUGAAACAAAUCAUUCAUGGAUUGAGAUGGUGGGCACUUAUGACACAUAUCCAGAAACUAUUUUAACCAUCAAUAACUCUCUCAUGCCCUGGCGUAACAACACUUCUGUUCCUUUCUCAAACUGCUCUGUUGAGUGUAUGGAGGGAUAUUCAAGGGAACAUGAGGGAUUGCAUAGUUGCUGUUUUCGGUGUAAAAAAUGCCCACAAAACACUUAUGUUGACUAUUCUCGAGACCCUUAUACCUGUUUUCCAUGUGCAGAGAGUGAAUGGUCUGAUGAGGGCAGCACAACCUGUAAGACACGUACUGUUGUCUAUCUACAGUUUACAGACAUUGCCUCCAUUCUUGUCAUAUUUUCUACUGUUUGCCUCAUUGCUCUGCUCAUUUUCAUCUUUUGUCUUUUUGCCUACAAUUACAACACACCAGUGGUGAGAUCUGCUGGUGGCAACAUGUGUUUCUUAAUGUUAGCAUGUUUAACAAUGUCGAGCAUAAGUGUGUUCUUUUUCUUUGGACAACCCACAUCUGUACAUUGUGUCUUGAGAAAUUUUAUAUUUACAUUUUUCUUCACUAUCUGUCUCUCUUGUUUGACCGUUCGUUCCUUUCAAAUCGUUUGUGUCUUCAAAAUGGCUGCAGAGUUCCCUAAAUUACACAGCUUGUGGACCCGCUUUAUCGUUCUAUAUCGAUCCCUUGGGGAUGAAGGAGGUGUAAGACGACUGGGCGAAGAGAAUUACUGGGCGAUUUCACGUGUGACUGUGUCACUAUCGAGUCAGGAAGUCCCUGGCCCCACCAAAGGGAGGAGUGUGGGCGAGCCGUGGAUCGACCGGAAACACGGGGAUAGAACAACGUUCCACCCGUCUCACGAGGUAGUCAAAGCCAGGCGGCUCCAGUCCAUAUAUUCACCGACCAAAGCUGCCCUGGCCUGGACGGGUCGUGAGAAGGAGAGAACACGCUGUGGAGUCACGCCACCCCAGCUGGCAGGCAGUGGUGAAGCCCGGCGGUACAUCGGAGUGAGUAGCAGCCAACGUGCAUUGUACGGACGGAGGGUCGUAGUGGUGUGCAGAUAUAUCCCACCGAAACCUUGGGUGUGGGCGGAGCCUCGUCGAGAGUUCGCCCCAGCUCGUUACCCCGGUUACCAUAACAGAAGGGGGAGCUAG